UUUUUUAAAGGUGCUGCCGAGGGUGGCAAAAGUACACUGCUUAAACAAAUGAAAAUAAUCCAUGACAACGGCUAUAAUGAAGUAGAAAGGCUAGAACGGAGACAGGCAAUCUAUAGAAACAUAUUAAGUGGAGUGGAAUCAUUAAUAAUAGCAAUGCAGAAAAUGGAAUUGAGAUAUUCUACAAAGGAAAUAGAGGAUUGUGCCGAUAGAGUGACGGAAGUAAUUAAACGAAACGACGAAAAGAUUAAGCUUCACCCAGAAUUGAAAAAUGCUAUUGCAAAUAUUUGGGCAGAUCCAAUUAUUCAAAAGGAAAUAGCUCCGAGAGGGAAUGAAUUCAAUUUUAACGAGAGCUGUCCUUAUUUCCUCAACGCACUCGACAGAAUAACUGCUCACACAUAUGUGCCAACAACUCAAGAUAUUUUAAUGCUUAGAAUUACUACUACUGGAAUUAUUGAGGUAAAAUUCGAAAUCAAAGGUGUCAAUUUUCGCGUUUUCGAUGUUGGCGGGCAAAGAAGUGAAAGGAAAAAAUGGAUUCAUUGUUUUGACGACGUUCAUGCCAUAAUAUUCGUAGUUGCAUUAAGUGAAUAUGAUCAAGUGCUGUUUGAGGAUACAAGAACGAAUCGAAUGAUUGAAUCUCUACGUUUGUUUCGUUCAGUAUGUAAUUCAAGAUGGUUCUACAAUACAGCAAUGAUUCUUUUCCUUAACAAAAAAGAUAUAUUUGAAGAAAAAAUUAAAACAACUUCGAUUCAAUGCCUAUUCAAAAAUUAUAUGGGUAAAUUAUUUUUGUUUAUUUAA
This is a messenger RNA of Meloidogyne enterolobii, 795 nucleotides long. Lineage: Eukaryota; Metazoa; Nematoda; Chromadorea; Rhabditida; Meloidogynidae. The record is from the annotation of a GenBank genome assembly.